This is a messenger RNA of Anguilla rostrata (American eel), 3878 nucleotides long. Its product is annotated as metalloproteinase inhibitor 2-like. The record is from RefSeq and is a predicted model, not a curated record. Gene Ontology annotation, cellular component: extracellular matrix. Bases 598 to 1260 code for a protein of 220 amino acids. The transcript has 5 exons. Gene Ontology annotation, molecular function: protease binding; metalloendopeptidase inhibitor activity. Gene Ontology annotation, biological process: negative regulation of membrane protein ectodomain proteolysis; negative regulation of endopeptidase activity; response to hormone. NCBI's taxonomy places the organism in Eukaryota, Metazoa, Chordata, Actinopteri, Anguilliformes, Anguillidae.
CCUCGUACAGCCAAAUAAGAGCGAGACGCAGGAGAAGGGUGAAGCGCGCAUACUACACGCGAACCUGCAGGAAACACUGCGGGUCUGAUUUAUCCGCAUCCCCGGGACAAACAGAACACGAGAACUGCGUCCAAUCAGAAGUCAAGAUAGGAGACCAGAAAAUCCGUUGAACACACCACUGUUUCGCGUCGCCGUUCAUAGUGCAACAACACGGCCUUUAAAAGUAGCCUACCUAACGAGCCGCUGGGCCGACCUUCAGGCGAGGGAGGGGCCAGACAGAAGAAUGCGCCUGAUCUCAGCGAAAAUCAAACAGACGCGUAGAACGCGGUGGAAGUAGAUGACUCGAACCAACGCAUAACAACAGCCUACACGUUGUAACUUACUCAUCGAUCAAUAUUCUGCUGCUGGAUUAAUUAAAAUAGUCUUUCAGCGCGAUCUAGCCUGCGGAGGACACGGGAACUCCGUUUUUUCUGUGUUGUUGUGCCGGGAAUCUAGUGGAAGAGAAAGGCGAGCGUUUCUUCGCGGUCCGCUUGUUCAUAGAUCGGUCAGUUAUUAGUUUUUAGAAGGUAUAAAGUCACACAGUAAGGCGGUGGGAAAAUGACUUGUACUGUACGCAGUUUCUUUGCCACCCUGGUUGUGCUGCUUUUCUGGCGCGCUGAAGAGGUUGCAGAAGCGUGCAGCUGUUCUCCUGUUCAUCCCCAACAGGCAUUUUGCAAUGCAGACAUAGUCAUCAGGGCGAAGGUGGUCGGGGGGAAAGAGGUGGAUUCUGGGAAUGAUAUUUACGGUAACCCCAUAAAGAGGAUCCAGUAUGACAUCAAGCAGAUCAAGAUGUUUAAAGGGCCAAACAGGGACAUUGAGGAGGUCUUCACUGCUCCUUCCUCAGCUGUGUGUGGAGUAACCCUGGACUCCAGCGGAAAAAAGGAGUACCUGAUUGCAGGGAAGGCGGAGUCGAACGGGAAGAUGCACGUGACCCUGUGUGACUUCAUCGUUCCCUGGGAGACCAUGAGCCACACCCAGAAGAAGAGCCUGAGCCAGCGCUACGACAUGGGCUGCGGCUGCCGGAUUACACGCUGUCCCUCCAUCCCUUGCUCCAUCAGCAGUCCGGAGGAGUGCCUGUGGACUGAUUGGGUGAUGGAGAAGAAAAUCAGUGGUCGCCAGGCCAACCAUUACGCCUGCAUCAAGAGGAACGAUGGGUCCUGUGCCUGGUACCGCGGCCUGGCCGCCCCCAAAAACGAGUUCAUGGACAUCGAGGACCCCUAACCACCCCACUGUCGCCUCACUGCCCAAUUAAAAAAAAAAACAAGAGACCGAAACAAAGCCAAAAUGUAACUUUUUUAAGAAAUGAAGAAACUAGUAAAUACAUGAACAGGUAACCAAAAAAUAAGAUAAAGAAGAAAAGAUUUCAAGUAAAUUAUAAUUUAGUGAAACGAUCAUGAGAACAAGAGAGACAGGUUUAGACUGGACAAGUGAUGUCACUUCCCCAAGUAGGCUGGCUACAGGAAGUAGUAUUUUGGACGAUCCUGGAAAGAAGGCACUUUCUGCCCCAAAAAGCGCUUAACACCCCCCCCCCCUUCCCCCACUGAUACAAAUGAGUACAGAUUAAAAUCACAAAGCAAAACUGAGUCUUUUGCAUCACGUGAUCUUGCACACGUCAUUACAAACCCAAAUUGCUUUUGGUCAGUGGCCCCCACCCUGCACUUCUCUCUCUCUCUCUCCGUCACACACACGCACACGCGCACACAACACACGCACGUGCACACACUGGCACACAACACACACGCACGUGCGCACACGCACACACAACACACACGUGCACACAACACACAUGCACGUGCACACACACACACGCACGUGCGCACACACAACACACACGUGCACACAACACACACGCACGCGCACACAACACACAGGCACACGCACACACACACCUGGGGGGGGGGGGGGACAUCCUGGGUGAGUCAGGAAAGGCGUUGUGUGCUGAAGCUGAGGCUCCCCCUGAGCCUAACCCCCCUCCUCCUCGUCCCGCCGGGCCCCUGAGCCUAACCCCCCUCCCCCUCGUCCCGCGGGGCCCCUGAGCCUAACCCCCCUCCCCCUCGUCCCGCCGGGCCCCUGAGCCUAACCCCCCUCCCCUCGUCCCGCCGGGCCCCUGAGCCUAACCCCCCUCCCCCUCGUCCCGCCGGGCCCCGGAGCCUAACCCCCCUCUCCCUCGUCCCGCCGGGCUCACGGGGUAGUGUGCUAUGUCCCAGCUCUUUAUAUUUCUCCUGUGCGUGCGUGCGUGCUUAUGCGUGCUUAAUAAUCAAACGUAAUUGGUCCAGGUCUGUUAGACACUGCUAGCUCCGCCCAUCUUGACGCCCAUGCCCACAUCACUGUGCUGGCUCCCCAUUGUAAUAUGAGUGUGUGUGCGUUAAGACUCAGUGUAAUGUGUGCGUUAAGACUCAGUGUAAUGUGUGCGUUAAGACUCAGUGUAGUGUGUGCGUUAAGACUCAGUGUAAUGUGUGUGUUAAGACUCAGUGUAAUGUGUGCGUUAAGACUCAGUGUAAUGUGUGCGUUAAGACUCAGUGUAAUGUGUGUGUUAAGACUCAGUGUAAUGUGUGCGUUAAGACUCAGUGUAGGGUGUGCAUUAAGACUCAGUGUAGUGUGUGCGUUAAGACUCAGUGUAAUGUGAGUGAAAGGGAUUCCGGUGUGAUGCCAAAACUACUGCGGCUCACGCAAACAUGGAUAUGUCAGACCACGGGGGUCAUUACUCCGCUCUUAUUGGGCCUUUCCUGGGGAACGGCCUUCUGCUAGAACCAGGUCAGGAGGAUGGGGAGGGCUAUGGGAAAUGAUGUCACACUGUGCAUCCGGGAGGCAUGAUCUGAUUGGACACCUCUUGACGACUGUCUCUGCCUCCCAGGGCCUCUGCACAGUUGUUUAUACAACUUUUUUUUUUUUUUUUUUGCCUGCGUUUGGGGGGACAGCUAAGCUUGUAUGGCAGGUGCUGAUUGGCUGGUCUAGCGUGGUACAUGCUGAUUGGCUGGGCUUAGGUACAGUGGAUAGUAAUUGGCUGGGCUUGCAUGGUGGAUUGUCAUUGGCUGAAUUGAGUGGUAUGGAGGGGGUUUCUAUGGAACUGGCUGCUUGACAUCAUGUGACGACCCCUUGUGAAAAAAUAUGUGAUAAAAUCCAAUAUAUAAAGAAUAUAUAUAUUUUUGUAUAUGUCAAAAUGUAAUACAUAUGUUUGAUAGUACUGGUUAUUGCCACAUUCGUAUUUCAUUUUACACAUACAUUCUACUGUCAAAAUAUAUUCUCCAGCAUGUUGUCCAAUAUAUGCAUUAAAUUGGCCAGUGGCAUUAUAUUUAGUACUAUAUGCUUGUAUAUUUUGACAUAUAUUCAGGAUAGAUUUUUUAGAAACAUUCUUUAGUGUUUUUGUUUGCCAUGGUAAGCAGUUUUCUUAUCCCUGCCAAUCACACAUCACUACCAGCAAACUUUCACCUGCAGCGAUUCAUUUUAGAGAAAUCUUACCUGAGAAACUUUACCUGCUCUUAAGACCACAAAUGAGAGAUUUCCGUUUACUUGCUUUUUUAUACUCGUUCUAUUGCUAGUAUUAAAUAUAUUGGGAAAUGCUGACAUAAUUUAAAACUUGGUCGAUCUGUGUUUUUACUUGUCAUUUUAUAUAAUUAUUAUAAUUAUUAUUAUUUUAAUGUAAUUUUUCUUUGUCUUUUUUUUAUCUUUCUCUUACUUUUUUUGCAGAAAGUAUAGUUUGAGACUUGUUGUGCUGGAACCACACAGGGGAGAUUGUGUAAUCAGAAGCAGAUUAUGCAUGUCUUUGUUUAAAUUCACAUGUGGCCAUUCACUCAGUGGAUGAGAACAUACAGUAUUAUCAAAUAAAAGUGUAGAAUUGA